Molecule: messenger RNA, 942 nt
Organism: Penicillium taxi
Lineage: Eukaryota; Fungi; Ascomycota; Eurotiomycetes; Eurotiales; Aspergillaceae
Product: putative Golgi traffic protein SFT2
Exons: 3
Coding region: 1-942 (313 amino acids)
Biological process (GO): vesicle-mediated transport
Cellular component (GO): membrane
Source: RefSeq, a predicted model, not a curated record
AUGACUACCAACUCGUUUCGAGACACCGCCAACUCACUAGGCUGGUCGCGUAGGGACCCCGACUUUCCUGUACGGACGAAUGCUUCUUCGGAAACUCCAUUCCUCUCGCGACUGCAGUCGUUUAAUCCGUUCGGGCAGGGUGGCUAUGUCCAGCUACCCACUCACAAUGAAGGCCCGGGUGCGCCUUUGCCAGCACCCAAUCGUCGCGAAGAAGAAGAAGGUUUCUUUGCCUCCAUGUCCUACGCCUCAUACUCUGUUGCCUUGUGCCAAGGAAAUGCUUUAACCUCUUUUCAUCUGGAAUAUGUGGAAUAUCUGGCUAACAGGAUAUUCUUUGUUCUCGGUAUUAGGUGGUCUGUAGGAUCUGCUCUAUUUCUCCUAUCAUGGGCUGUCCUCAUGGGACCUUUCACUUACGCCAAGCAUCUGGUAUCGGGACCACGCUUGCCCUUUACAGCGGCCUAUUUUGGAUCCAUCGCACUCACUCUCUAUUUCGCCGUUGGUGUAAGUCCCUCCGCUGCCGUUGUUUUCGCUUUACUUCUUUUUAUCAAUCACUCGCAACUCCAAGCACCCAAUUUUCUACGUCGCACUUUGAAUCGCGGUUGCACAAUUCCGUCGGGAAAAAACGGGGAAGGGAAUCUUGCAUUCCUACGUUUUGUCUUGCGGUACUACGUGAACAAGAUCUCCCUGGUCACGUCCAGGGAUGGAGAGACCCAUCAUGGCCGAAAAGAGAAAAGGGUUGGUAUGGUAGACAUCACCUCCACACUCAACGGCUCUUGUGCAACCACGGAAAGUCGCCAAAACCUUCAACUCACUCUCAUCUCCUCUAUUUUCCAACUCGCCGCUUUGAUAUGGUACCUCGUUAGCUACUUUCCUAUGGGCAGCACGGGUCUGCAAUAUGCGACUCGUUUCGGAGCGUCGCGCGUCUCUGCUUGGAUGACUGGUUGA